AUGAAGCCACGGGCAAAUCUGGAAGCAAAAGCAUGCAAAGACAAGCUGCGUCCCAGGUGCAGUAUUGGAGCAAAACAGGCAAACUUUGCCUCAGAGCACGCCUCGCCUCCGGAGGCCGCGUCGGCUACGGCGGCGGGCGCGGACGACCUUGACCGCAAACUGGUGCUCGCGCGGUCCAAGCUCGUCCGCGACCCGCGCUCGUUUGGGUACUGGCGCCUGCUGCCUUUCCUCAACGAGAUGACGAAGAACGAUCUUUACUCAAAAUCAGGGGACUUAGCUCUAUCAGUUCAGCUCUGGAAUGAUUCAAACCUCCCUAUAAACAAGAAAAAGAAGCAGAAUGCCUUGAGAGAAGUUAGGAAAGCUUUACUAAGCCGAGGUGUUACUGGAUACAUGCAGUUCAUUCCACAUGCAAGAGUUCCAGUCCUUCAAUAUGUGAGCAACCGCUUUGGCGUCUCCUGUGAUAUAUCAAUCAACAACUUUGCUGGUCGAAUUAAGUCCAAAAUCUUCUACUGGCUCAAUACUUUAGAUGAGCGGUUUGGUGAUAUGGUUACUGUCCCUCAUGACCUAGCUAACCAACAAGCCAGUGAGUUUGAUGUAGGAACACUAUGUGUUGCUGCUAAGCCACGUAUGAUGGUUGUUUCGUUUAGACUUAGAAGUCCUAAAUAUUUUUAA
This is a messenger RNA of Miscanthus lutarioriparius, 672 nucleotides long. The record is from the annotation of a GenBank genome assembly. Lineage: Eukaryota; Viridiplantae; Streptophyta; Magnoliopsida; Poales; Poaceae.